Molecule: messenger RNA, 714 nt
Organism: Penicillium manginii
Lineage: Eukaryota; Fungi; Ascomycota; Eurotiomycetes; Eurotiales; Aspergillaceae
Product: haloacid dehalogenase, type II
Exons: 2
Coding region: 1-714 (237 amino acids)
Molecular function (GO): hydrolase activity, acting on halide bonds, in C-halide compounds
Source: RefSeq, a predicted model, not a curated record
AUGGCAGACAAAACAAUUGUGGCUUUUGACCUAUACGGCACGUUGCUGUCUACAGAAUCUAUUGCGAAGCAACUAGAGACGUAUAUCGGUACGAAGGCAGAGGCUGUCUCCGCCCUCUGGAGAAGAUAUCAGCUGGAGUACACGUGGAGACUUAACAGCAUGGAACGCUACGAGGACUUCUCGAUCGUCACAAAGAACGCCCUGGUCCAUGCUUUGGCCGAGCACGGCGAGCAGUUGAACGACAACAACAUCACUGCUUUAAUGGAGGCCUACGAUCAUUUAUCGACUUUCCCCGACGUCAAACCUGCCCUCAUUCGGCUAUCAGCCGACGCGAGUAUCCAGCCAGUGGUAUUCUCCAACGGAUCCAAGACCAUGGUCUCUAAUUCCGUGCUACGGUCGCAAGAUCUCUCCAUGCACGCCAGUAUAUUCCAAGAUCUCAUCACCGUCGACGAAGUCCAGCGCUACAAGCCCUCACCCGCGAGUUAUAAUCAUCUGGCCACCCAGAUGGGAAAACAGGAAUCGCAGAUGGACCAAAUGUGGCUCAUCAGCGGUAACCCGUUCGAUGUUGUCGGGGCGCGGAGUGUUGGGAUGCAGGCGAUCUGGGUUGAUCGAGUAAAUAAGGGAUGGCAGGAUGCGGUGGCACCAGAACUACGGCCGUCGGCAAUUGUACACAGUUUAGAGCAGGUCGUCCUGGUAGUCCAGGGUCGCAGAUAG